Torulaspora delbrueckii is the source of this 951-nucleotide messenger RNA. RefSeq names its product PAQR-type receptor (gene IZH1). Gene Ontology annotation, molecular function: signaling receptor activity. The transcript has a single exon. Gene Ontology annotation, cellular component: membrane. The coding region runs from base 1 to 951 and encodes 316 amino acids. Lineage: Eukaryota; Fungi; Ascomycota; Saccharomycetes; Saccharomycetales; Saccharomycetaceae. The record is from RefSeq and is a predicted model, not a curated record.
AUGAGCUCUACUACAACGAUCAGGCAGCGCAAAACCACGGUCCAAGAGACCCAAAAGGCCCGCGACUCAAAAGACGGGAUCAUGGGCAAGAAAUUGUAUCAUUUUAACGAACUGCCCGAGUGGCAGCAGGAUAACGAUAAGAUCCUUACGGGUUAUGUGCGUGAAACUAAGUCCGUGUUAAGAUGUCUGGAUUCUCUUUCGUAUUGGAAUAAUGAGUCGGUUAAUAUCUAUACGCAUUUGCUCUCUGCCGUGGCCUAUUUUGUUCUGUUGUUGUUCUUUACCGAUAUCCUACUGAUUCCGUCUUUCCCAUCAACUACGAUGACCGACUAUAUCAUAAUCAACUUUUACCUGUUGGGAGCAUUUGUGUGUUUAAUGUGCAGUAGUUGUUUUCACUGCUUUAAGCAACAUUCGAACUCUCAAAGUGACGCAUGGAGUAAAGUCGACUAUAUGGGGAUCAUCGGUUUGAUUUCUUGCUCAGUGAUCUCGUUACUGUACUACGGUUAUUUUGACCAUGUUUUCUAUUUCAAAUUGUUUUCUGUGAUAACUGUUGUCCUAGCGAUGGCUUGCAGUGUCUGUGUGCUAAGCGAUAGAUUUAACACCAGCGACAUGCGUCCGCUUAGAGCCAGUUUCUUUAUAACGUUUGCCUUCAGCUCUGUGAUCCCAAUCGCUACUGGGAUGUUUAAAUUUGGCUGGACUGAGGUUUUCCACAGAGUGCAACUAAGAUUCGUCGGUUGGGAAGCCUUUUUCUACUUAUCAGGAGCUCUGCUCUAUGGUUACAGGAUCCCUGAGACCAUAGCACCAGGAAAAUUUGAUUUUAUCGGUAGCUCGCAUCAACUUUUUCAUGUUUUAGUCGUCCUGGGCUCGUUCUGCCACUUGAGAGCAGUCAUGGGCUCUUACAUGUUCAUGCACGCGCACAUCAACGCUCCAAAUAUACUUGCUUUAAAGGGAUAA